This is a messenger RNA of Stylophora pistillata, 2193 nucleotides long. RefSeq lists its product as uncharacterized. The record is from RefSeq and is a predicted model, not a curated record. NCBI's taxonomy places the organism in Eukaryota, Metazoa, Cnidaria, Anthozoa, Scleractinia, Pocilloporidae.
GUGGUCAUAUUACAAAUAGAGACUGCAGUUCGCCAUUAACCACAUUUCAAGAUCACGAAGAAGAAGGAACUACAAGGCUAAAAUAUUAACUUCAGACGGAUAAAGGCCUAGGUAAAAGGUGACUUUUAGUUAAUGACCGAUACCAUCGAUAUGGAUUACCAGAGGGUGUCUCUUGAUGCCUUUAAUGGUGAUGAGAGUAUUGAACUGGUCAAUAGCUCUCUGGAGACAAAUACCAGCAACCAGGCAACUGAAUUAGAGAGGAAUGAUAUUGUGGAGGCACAAGUGCUCCCCAAAAACACCAAGGGGCGUUUGUACUUUAGCAAUCAAGAAGGCCUCGAUGUCAGCAGGAAUAAAGUGCAAUCCCGGCCAAAAAUUGAUGAACAGAUCAAGGGACACAUGACAACACUUUCAGAAAUUCUUGCAAAUCCGCAGUUUGCUGAUUUCCAUGAAAUUGUCAAAGAAGUCAAUGAAAAACUUUUGGUGGCCAUUGACUAUGCUGCAAAGAAUUCAACUUCCCUGAAUGCAGUAACAGAAUUGUUGGGAUCCUGUUUUGCGGUUGUUCUGGAGGCCUGUCAUGGAGUGGCAGAUAAGUUUGAGCUUUCACAUGAUACUGUGGAGGCCUUGGCAGAUUUCAAACGAUGUGAAAGAGAAAGAUUUGAUCUCCUUAAAAAGACAGAGAUGGACAGAGCCCUUGAAAAGAGAGAGGAAGGAGUUAUUUUACUGGAACAAGCCAUGACAAAAGGAAAGGAAGAUGUCAAAAGAGUACUGGAGAGACAGAAGAGGACAGAGGAGGCACAGACUUUGCAAAAGUUUCUCAAGAAAAGUGAUGAACUUGAUCAAGAAAUUAACAGAGAAAUUGAGGAGCUGAAAUUAAUGAGUGACAACUGUGAAGGCGAUGUAGCUAAAAUAGUUGAAAGCCUAGACACCCUUCAUCAGUCUGCUGAGAUUGCCCUCAAAAAUUACACUGAGAAAGAUAAGGAAUUGUGCCAAAAGUUACAAACUAACAGACAAGACCAAGAGGAGCUGCAGCGACGUUUGAAUGCUCUCAAGGAACAGGAGCAAAGGUUAGAGGAAGAACGAGAUAGGGAAAAGAAAACCCAACAGAAAGCAGACAAGACAGCAGAGGAAGCCGAAAAAGAGUUGGAGAAGUGGCGUCAGCAAAUACGAGAGUUACAAGACAGGUGCCAGGCUGCUCUGCACGUUAUGGAAGAAUUUAAAGAUGGAUCCAGUAAAUUGAUGGAUGCUUCUGUUGAAAGCAAAAGGAAAGAAGAACAUGAACUACACACACUGGACAUCAUGGCUCACAGACGUUUGCGAGAUGCAACGGCAGCGGCUGCUAUUGAAUGCAAACAGCACAUUGAAGACUGCGAUAAAAACCUUAAAUUCCUCAAAGAUACGAUUACAUCUCUGAAAGCAGACAGGAAAGCCAAGGCUAAAAGUGCCUUGAAAGUUGUCGUGGAUGAAAUCGUCGAGAAGUUGAAGAAGUAUGAAGAGUCUUAUUCCGAGUACAAACAAACCAAGGCAGAAAAUAAUCACAAAUUUGGCGUUUACACCAAAGACAUGCAAAACUUAGAUGAACGGCUCACUGUACUUGGAGAAAUGGUGGAGGCAUUUGAUGAGAUAUAUCUUCGAGUGCAGAAGGAAGUCAAUGCACUGUGGGAAGGAGAGGACUUCUCGUCUUUGGAAGACUGAUUUGAUUGCGCCGCUGUGGUGUUCAACGCUUGUACAUACGUUACAUUUUAUAACCAUUACCAUACCUGUUAUAUGUAAACUGCGUCUGAAAAUAAUCGUAUUGCCAAAUGUGUGUGUUAUAGUUAAAUGGUUACGAUCCGUAGGAAAAGGUUACUUGUUGCAUAAGCGGAAAUUGUUAUUAUAAAGUUAAAGUAAAAUAUACCUCCACUGUUUAAACAAUGGAAAAGCAAAAUAUCAGUUCAAGUGUGUAACAAAAGCAUUUGGGUCAGUAGUUAUGUUAGGUUGCUGGGUUCUUGAUAGCUUUUGGGGUAAAUUAAGCUGAUUUAGAACUCUUCGAGUGACUGUCUGCCGCUGUGUGCAGUCUCUCAUAGAGGAUACACAGUAAGUUUAUAGGCUUAAAUUUAAAAUCAGCGAGUUAAAAGUACUGUAUACAAUAACUUCACAAAAAUGUAAUAAAGCUUCUUAUUGACAAGGUUACUUAUUAAAGUGCUGUGUAUUCUA